Messenger RNA from Anolis sagrei ordinatus, 4845 nucleotides. It is a transcript of the gene CDK5R1, whose product is annotated as cyclin dependent kinase 5 regulatory subunit 1. Gene Ontology annotation, molecular function: cyclin-dependent protein serine/threonine kinase activator activity; protein kinase binding. Gene Ontology annotation, biological process: brain development; axon guidance. The record is from RefSeq and is a predicted model, not a curated record. Gene Ontology annotation, cellular component: cytoplasm; protein kinase 5 complex; growth cone. NCBI's taxonomy places the organism in Eukaryota, Metazoa, Chordata, Lepidosauria, Squamata, Anolidae.
AGGGGGAACCGAGGGAAGACUCCCGAUUCCUCUGGUGGAUGUGCCUCUAAGCCAGAGAAAGCAGGCAAGGGGGGAGGCUGGAGGCCCCCCCUCCGUCGCCUCCAUUGCUGCAGGACCCUGGACAGAAGCCACGCGGGACACGAGCCCCUCCCUGCACUGCGGUCUGAAUCCAGAUCGUCAAGGCAGUGGAGGAGGGGAAACGGGGUUUGAAGCCAGACCACCGGGCUGAGACGGCACCCUGCUGGCUGCUGGCUUUGUUCAGCUCCUCGCACGUUUCCUCCUCCCUCCUCCUCCUUCACCGGCGCCAUGGGCACCGUGUUGUCCCUUUCGCCCAGUUACCGGAAGGCCACCCUCUUUGAAGACGGCUCGGCCACGGUGGGGCAUUACACGGCCGUCCAGAACAGCAAGAAUGCCAAGGACAAGAGCCUCAAGCGCCACUCCAUCAUCUCGGUGCUGCCUUGGAAGCGCAUCGUGGCCGUCUCCGCCAAAAAGAAGAACUCCAAGAAGGUGCAGCCCAACAGCAGCUACCAGAACAACGUCACCCACCUCAACAACGAGAACCUAAAGAAGUCCCUUUCCUGUGCCAACCUCUCCACCUUCGCUCAGAACCAGAGUGCCCAGCCGCCGGCCCCAAACAACCAGAUCUCCAACUCCAAGAGCGCCCUCUCCUCUGUCAAGAAGACCCCGCACCCCAACACCAAUUCCUCGGGGACUCCCAAGAGGGUGAUCGUCCAAGCUUCGACUAGCGAGUUGCUCCGGUGCCUGGGCGAAUUCCUGUGCCGACGGUGCUACCGGCUGAAACAUCUCUCGCCCACCGACCCAGUGCUGUGGCUCCGGAGCGUCGACCGGUCUCUUCUCCUGCAAGGCUGGCAAGACCAGGGCUUCAUCACCCCGGCCAACGUUGUCUUUCUGUACAUGCUUUGCCGGGACGUCAUCUCUUGCGAGGUGGCCACCGACCACGAACUGCAAGCCGUCUUGCUGACCUGCCUCUAUCUCUCCUACUCCUACAUGGGCAACGAGAUCUCCUACCCUCUCAAGCCCUUCCUGGUGGAGAGCUGUAAAGAGGCCUUUUGGGAUCGCUGCCUAUCCAUCAUUAACCUCAUGAGUCCCAAAAUGUUGCAGAUCAAUGCCGACCCGCACUAUUUCACUCAGGUCUUUGCUGACCUGAAGAACGAGAGCAGCCAGGAGGAAAAGAACAGGCUCCUCAUAGGCCUCGACCGGUGAGCGCCGAUGCAGCGGGAAACCAUACUUUUUCCUCUUUCCUUUUUUAUUUUUGGUCCUUCCUUUAUGUUCUUUUUUGUUUCCAAAACAGACUAGGACACAAAGCUAAGGCUGGACAAGCCUAAAGGAGGACUCCAAGCUAGCGUUCUCCGCCACCCAUGGUUGGCUUGGCUUCUCUGAAGUGAAAUGAAAUGGGGACGAUGGGAGUUUGGCCUCUUUAGGUAUCUAUUUCACUGCAUGUGGCAGAUGGGACUGUAUCUCCUCUUCGAGCAGAGCAGGAGCGAAGGCCAAGCACAGCCACGCAUGACUUGCAGCGCCUCUUUGCCAGUUGUUUUUGCUGCCAACGGGAUCUUAAUUCCUCGUGGUGGAUUGCGGCAGAGAAAGCAAAGAGCAUCUUAUGCUCCUUGGGAAAAAAAGAGCGAUCAGAUCCACUGGAUGUUUCAGCGUCUGGCAUUCCAGAAAAAAAGGGAUCAAAGAAUGGGAUUUCCUUUUGUUUAAAUGGACUUACUUUGCACACACCGACUUGAGCAAAAUGACACCAACACAGUAUUGUCCUGCAAAAUGGACUCUUUCUUGCAUGAAAACGGGGUUGCCUUGAGAACCAGGCCUAUUGCUGCCCCUCUGUAUGUUAUCACCUCUGCCACCCCUUUCACGGGGGGCAACAUCUUGGGCUCCGUGGGGCAAUCUCAAAACAUCAGAGCUAAAAGGUAAAGGAGAGGCUUGGGGAUUGUGUCCUGUUAAAGCACCCGAGUAAAAUCAAGCGAGGGAGCCUGGAGAACCUGUGGCCUACUGCAUGUUGCCGGACCUCAACUCCCAUCAUCCUGCACCAUAGGAUUUCAUGGGAGUUGAGGUCUGACCUCUGAAGGGUCACUUGUUCCCCACCCUGUCAAUAUGGAGUAGGGGCUGUAUUCAAGAUGGCCUCCAGCUGCAAUUCAUUUUUGCUGGGUUAUUUUUAUUUUAUUGUAUUGUAUAAUUUGGCUGUUUCCAAGCAGGGUGACCACAGUUGUAUUGUGGCCAUUUGAACUGCCGGAAUAUAAUUAUCCCUUACCAAGGAUCGACUUAACUGGAAAGUGUGGGAAUGAUGUCAUCUACAUUCUCACGAGUCCACGUUGGUUUAUCCAACGAUGCUGAACCCCAUAUGCGACUGGUAUUAUGGGUACCUCCAGUCCCUUCCCUUGAGUUGAGGAUUUAGCCAAUUGAACACUAUAUGAGUUGGGGGGAGGGAAGAGCUCUGGGGGAGAAGACUAAGAGAAUGCAUUGAAUAACAAUAAUAAAAGCAAGAGAUCCAUGAUGUUUGACUUAACGGUUCCGAAAACGGAUUGUGUCUAAAAUUACCAAUCUGCAGCAUAUACAAAAAGGUAAAUAGAUUUUCUGUUUUGUAUAUUCUGUAGGUGUAUAUGGCCAAUGCUUCUCUUGAGGCACCAAUCUGUUUGUACGAUAAUCAUCCUUUCCCUACUGACCCCGCAAACCAUAUGCCAGCACUUGAUAAUUUCCAUUUAUUCUUGUAAACAUUCAGUGCCAUCUGAUGCUUUGUACAUUUCAGUUGUUUUGCUUAGCUUUCCAUUUGUUAUACAGGAAAGAGGUAAACGUCUUUCUGCUCAUUACCUUCAGGGACGGUAGAUGUAUAUAGGAAGUUGGGGGGCGGGGUGGGGGGCGGGGUGGGGUCAUGACUAGAUACACUGAAUUUUGCUCAGUUAAUGACAAUGUGAAUCGAAUGCCAAUCGUCCAGGGCAAUAACAUUCUGCGGAAGAUAAUGAACCUCAUUUGGGACGGAGGCCAUCUUCUUGGGUUUAGCAUUCUUGUGGGAGACGCAGGAGAGAGGACAAAAGCCUACUACGGUCUGGCUUGACGAUUGCUUUGUCGGACAGGAAAUAUUCUGGGAUGCGCUUCCACUCCUGGUGUUACGGAUGCUGGCAUUCUAGCAGAAGGGCAGACGGAAGGCUAUAGUGUACUUAACGUUGUUAAAUAGGGUAGCUUGCAAUUUAACUUCAAAAGCAGCAGAGCACUAUUAAAAAUACUUACAAGGAACAGAAAAAAAAAGCUGUGAAAUAUGAAAAAAAAAAAGGUCUAAGCUGCGAGGUUGGAAGUAGACAGGAACGGAGAGCUUGUGAAUACUAAACAGCUGCUGGGCUUGCUCUUUGCCUUCAAAGCUAGGCCAAAAUCUGAGCCAUUACAAUGGGAGACACUGACUGUUUAAGUGUUCGUUUUGGGUUCAUAGGAGGAAGGAAGGCCAAGGGUGGGCUUCUUUGGGGUCUCCAUAGUUGACGGGGCGGGGAAAUCGGGGUGUGUGUGUGUAUAGAUCUGCAUUGCAUGAUCAUUUGCUGCUCCAAAAUGGAUGGCACAUAUAUCAUUUCAGUCUUUCCACGACAGUGUCCGUUGCUCGGCAUCUUUGCUGGCUUCUGGAACGUCUUAAGAGGCACGGGCUCAAUGCCAGACGGCGCCUGGACCUUUAUAAAUAAACAACUAAACAAACAUACGUCGCGUUUGCCUUCCCCAUGCACUUUUUUUAAAUACAAAAAAAUAAUUUUUUUCUCAUAAGCUUCGGAAAGGUUUAAAGUUGUAAUCCUACGCAGGAAGACCUAGUGAUCUGCAGAAGAUUUGCUUCUUCGCAUAAGUCGGCAUAGGAUUGUACCGCAUGGGAAGCAAAAGUGAUUUGGUUUUGUGAGCCUCGGGGUGAAUAACUGUCUUUGUUUCCUUCGGAGUCCUGAAUCCUCUGUAUUUAUUGUUUUAUAAUAGGGAAACAACAAAGGAUCAACUGAUAUACUUGAGUACACACAAGAGCAAUGAAUGGGAUUUUUACCUGCUGCUAUACGAAAAUACUUUUAGAACAAAAUCUAUACUAACGGCGGGGCGGAGGGAGGGAGAUCUUUCUUCUGUUCGUUCACCAUUGCUUUACAGUGAUGUUGUGCAUGCCAACAGCAGCAUCGUGUCUUUCGACAACAGACACAAACUUAGAACAGCUGAUUGUAAAGAUUAAAAUUACAGUUCACUCACCGUGCACAAUUCUCAAGCACAUUCCCUCCUCUUCCUCCUCCUCCGUCCUCGCCCUCUCGCCAUCACGCAGGCCCCGGCUCCUCCCGAUCAAUGUGCUUCAUCUCAAAACUUCUGGAUCAUUUCUGAUCUUAACUGUACACAGUUGUUAAGAGUUUAGCUCUGUUUGGAAAACCGUUGUUUAAUGAAAAAAAAUUCAAAAGUGGGGGGAAAAAAAUACAAAGAAAAAAAGUGUGCCAUUUUUUUUCACUUGAAAUUCUUCAUAACUGUACAUUUUGGGGAGGGAGGGGAGAAGAGAAAAAAAUAGAAAACCUGCUAAAUUCUACAUGUCUGUGUAUGUUAAGGUUUUUUGGAAUUUUUUCUUUAUUUUUUAGUGUGCAAUCUCUUCUGUAGAUAUUUGUUGACCAAAACUGGUAUUAUGAUUAUUGCUUAUUAUUACUUAAAUUAAUUUAUAAAUGGUCUCUUUUUUGUAUGUAUGUGUAUUAUAGUGUGUUUGUAAGUAUGUGAGGUUUAUAAAUAUAAGACUGUCACAGAGCUGUGUGUGCCUGUAACUUAACCCCUCCCCCUUUAUUUUUAUUUAUUUUUGUACUGUGCUGAUUCAAAAUAAAAUGCACUGACCAUCCAUUACAGAAA